Eruca vesicaria subsp. sativa (arugula) is the source of this 1692-nucleotide messenger RNA. The record is from the annotation of a GenBank genome assembly. NCBI's taxonomy places the organism in Eukaryota, Viridiplantae, Streptophyta, Magnoliopsida, Brassicales, Brassicaceae.
AUGCUCCAUACCGCUCAUCGUGAACGUAGGAACUUGGACAAUACUAGGAAAAUAGGAAUCGGCUUCAACGGCUACUUCACUCUAACCAACACAACAAAACACACACACGGUCAAGCUUUCGACAGCAACCCAGUUUCAUUCACAAACUCAUCAACAAACAUCACAACAUCUUUCUCAAUCAACUUCUUCUUCGCGAUAGUCCCUGAGCAUAACCAUCAAGGCUCACACGGUAUGGCUUUCGUUAUCUCUCCCACAAGAGGCCUACCCGGUGCUUCCUCCGAUCAGUACUUAGGAAUAUUCAACGAAACAAACAACGGUAAAGAUUCUAACAACGUGAUAGCUAUCGAGUUAGAUAUACAUAAAGAUGAGGAGUUUGGUGAUAUCGAUGAUAAUCAUGUUGGGGUUAAUAUUAAUGGUAUGAGAUCUGUUGCCUCUGCUUCUGCUGGUUACUAUGAUGAUAAAGAUGGAAAGUUUAAGAAUCUUUCUUUAAUUAGUAGAAAUGUAAUGAGGCUUUCUAUAGUUUAUAGUCAACUUGAUAAGCAGCUUAACGUUACUCUAUUCCCUGCUAACAUCUCUGUUCCGCCUCGAAAACCGAUGUUCUCGUUGAGCAAAGACCUCUCUCCUUAUCUACUAAAGGAGAAGAUGUAUAUUGGAUUCACUGCGUCGACUGGUUCAGUUGGUGCAAUCCAUUACAUGCUGGGUUGGUUCAUCAAUGGAGAAAUCGAGUUUCCGAGGUUAGAUUUUGGUAUGCUACCAAUCCUUCCACUAUAUCCGAAGAAAUCAUCUCAAAGAACAAAGACUAUUCUAGCUGUCUGUUUAACUGUCUCCGUAAUCGCUGCGUUUAUCGCCUCGUGGAUCGGUAUCAUCUUUUACUUGAGGCACAAGAAAGUUAAAGAAGUUCUUGAGGAAUGGGAGAUUCAGUAUGGACCUCAUAGGUUUUCUUAUAAAGAGCUUUUCAACGCCACAAAGGGUUUCAAGGAGAAACAACUUCUCGGAAGAGGAGGUUUUGGUCAAGUCUAUAAUGGCGCUCUCCCGGGUUCCGAUGCAGAGAUAGCUGUGAAACGGACUUCUCAUGAUUCAAGACAAGGUAUGAGCGAGUUUCUAGCUGAGAUCUCGACCAUUGGUAGGCUUAGACAUCCAAAUCUAGUAAGGCUUUUGGGGUAUUGUAGACAUAAAGAAGAUCUCUACUUGGUUUAUGACUUCAUGCCUAAUGGUAGCCUUGACAAGGGACAUCUUGAGCUUGUUUUGAAGCUUGGUGUGUUGUGUUCGCAUCAAGCUGCAUCGGUUAGACCAGCUAUGAGUGCUGUUAUGAGGAUAUUGGAUGGUGUUUCGGAGCUUCCGGAUAAUCUUCUUGAUGUGGUGAGGGAUGAGAAGUUGAGAGGAUGGCCUGAGAAACCAAUGGAACUGCUUUUUGAUGUGAGCUCAUCGGGUACAUCAACGUAUACAGAUUCUUUAGUCUCACAUGGACGUUGAAAAUUGAAAUUUGCCAAAUGGUAGUUGAUUCUUUGGUUAGAGCUCAUUCUCCUUUCUUUUUGUCAGGAUACAAGUAGAAUACACAAUACUCUUCUAUAUUAUCUGGUCUCAUUUGUAAAUAAACAAUUUAAUAUUUGAUUAAUUACUUGAUCAGAUCAAGAGAUUUUAUUGUGGUCGAUAGCUCCUUCUAUAUAAAAUUUCACAAGGAAUCUUUGAACG